Molecule: messenger RNA, 1452 nt
Organism: Sphaeramia orbicularis (orbiculate cardinalfish)
Lineage: Eukaryota; Metazoa; Chordata; Actinopteri; Kurtiformes; Apogonidae
Product: cytosolic sulfotransferase 3-like
Exons: 8
Coding region: 150-1037 (295 amino acids)
Molecular function (GO): sulfotransferase activity
Source: RefSeq, a predicted model, not a curated record
UCCACUCUUGUCUCCAAUUACAUGAGAGAGAGGUUAUGUAACCAGAAAAACGGGAAAUGCUUUGCAAUCCAGGGAGAAAGAACAGUUGGAAAGAGAUGAAAUAGAAGAAAGUCUGCAGAGGACUGAUUAGUAGUUUGGCUUGUGCAAAGAUGGAAAGUUUGGAAGUUGUUCGACCAGAGCUGGUUGACUUUAAGGGAGUAUGGAUGACUCAUUAUUUCACAGACAACUGGGAAAAUGUUCAAAAUUUUCAAGCGAGACCGGAUGACAUACUUAUUGCAACAUACCCCAAAGCAGGAACCACAUGGGUCUCCUACAUCCUUGACUUGCUAUAUUUUGGUCAAACAUCUCCAGAGCGUCAGACGUCAAUGCCAAUCUAUUUAAGAGUGCCUUUCUUGGAGAUCGCCAUCCCGACAAUACCUACAGGAAAAGAAGUCGCAGAUGAGCUUUCUACUUCUCCUCGACUCAUUAAGACUCAUUUUCCCGUACAGUUUGUGCCAAAAUCCUUUUGGGAGCAGAAUUGCAGGAUGAUCUAUGUGGCCCGUAACGCCAAGGACAACAUGGUGUCUUACUUCCACUUUGAUCGCAUGAAUAGUGUUCAGCCCGUGCCAGGAGACUGGAAUAACUACUUCCAGAGGUUUUUGGAAGGAAAGAAUUUGUAUGGAUCCUGGUAUGACCAUGUCGGUGGUUGGUGGGAGAAGACAAAGACCUGCUCCAAAAUUCACUACAUGUUCUAUGAGGACAUGGUUGAGGAUACCGGGCGGGAAAUUGACAAACUCUGCCAGUUUCUCGGUCUGUCUGCCGAAGCUGAGGAGAAGAAAAGAGUCGCUCAUCAAGCUCAGUUUGAUAGUAUGAAAAAGAACUCCAUGGCCAAUUAUUCCACGCUUCCAGUCCUGGAUUUCAAAAUCUCUCCCUUCAUGAGAAAAGGGAAAGUUGGAGACUGGAAGAACCAUUUCACCGUGGCUCAGAAUGAAGAGUUUGAUGAAGACUACAAGAAGAAGAUGAAGGACCCCACACUGCAGUUCCGCACUGAAAUCUGAGAAAUGUGAACAGCCAUGUCAACCCAAGAAAAAUUAAGUAAUGAUGUGAAUAACUAAAUAAUUGAGAAAUAGAUCAUGCAAUUUAUUAAGAAAACAGUCUCUUACCUUAUCCUACAUGUCCAAUGGAAAAGCCACUACUGUAGUAUGAUAACAAAUGGUUGGUUAUGUAAAUGUAUGGUUUUCUCCACUUGUCUUAAACUUCAGCGAGAGGUCCUUCCUUAAGUUUUUUUUUUGUUUGUUUUUUUUGUUUUUUUUUAUAGGAACCAUCCAAUGGAGACAGUUUUGAAAAACUCUUAACCCAUAAAGACCCAAACAGCCACUGGCAACCAAAACCAUCUACUAAUGCAAAAUGUUUAAUAAGUAAUGAUCUACCAAUUCAAUCAAUACAUGUAAAUAACUGGUGUAAAAUGCAGUC